This is a messenger RNA of Eutrema salsugineum, 2225 nucleotides long. RefSeq names its product calcium-dependent protein kinase 9. Gene Ontology annotation, biological process: protein autophosphorylation; intracellular signal transduction; peptidyl-serine phosphorylation. The transcript is spliced from 9 exons. NCBI's taxonomy places the organism in Eukaryota, Viridiplantae, Streptophyta, Magnoliopsida, Brassicales, Brassicaceae. The record is from RefSeq and is a predicted model, not a curated record. Gene Ontology annotation, molecular function: calcium-dependent protein serine/threonine kinase activity; calcium ion binding; calmodulin binding. Gene Ontology annotation, cellular component: nucleus; cytoplasm. Bases 330 to 1943 code for a protein of 537 amino acids.
UCUAUGGAGUAAGAGUUUUGACUCGGUGUUGAUAUUAGACUCCUUUACUUUUCAACAUCUACCCAGAAAGAGCCACCCACCACCACUUGUUCUUCAUCUAUUUGAGUUUCAUGCUUCUCAUGAUCCAUUCUGCAAUUUUUCAACUCUCUGGUUUUAUAGUAUAAUCAUUUUGUUUUGCAAAUCCAUCUGGCGAACAUUAUUUUGCUAGAUGAGUUAAGAUACAUCCUCCAAAAGCUGCCAUUUUUCUCUCCGGGUCGUCAGCAUUUCAGCUAAAUUAGCUAAAGUUCGGAUCUUUCUUCUCUGGGUCGUCGGAAUUUGAGCUCAAAAUCAUGGGCAAUUGUUUUGCCAAGAACCAUGGAUUGGUGAAGCCUCAGCAAAAUGGGCAGACUAGAUCAGUUGAAAUUGAUCACCGAGGAGGAGGGACCCACCAAGAUCCGCCGUCGUAUACUCCACAGCCGAGAAGCCAGACGCCGGAGAAACCAGCCUCCCAACCACCACCGUGGAGAAUGGCGGCAGCAGCACCAGGACCAAGCCCCAAAGCCACAAAGAGCAAUUCGAUUCUAGAGAACGCUUUCGAAGACGUGAAGCUGUUCUACACUCUGGGGAAAGAGUUAGGUCGAGGGCAGUUCGGGGUCACGUAUCUGUGCACAGAGAAUUCGACGGGGAAGAAAUACGCUUGCAAGUCGAUCUCGAAGAAGAAGCUGGUGACGAAAGCUGAUAAGGAUGAUAUGAGGAGAGAGAUCCAGAUAAUGCAGCAUCUGAGUGGGCAGCCUAAUAUUGUUGAGUUUAAAGGAGCUUAUGAGGAUGAGAAGGCUGUGAAUCUGGUGAUGGAGCUUUGUGCUGGUGGUGAAUUGUUUGAUAGGAUCAUUGCUAAGGGACAUUACAGCGAGAGAGCUGCUGCUUCUAUCUGUAGACAGAUUGUGAAUGUUGUCAAGAUUUGUCAUUUCAUGGGUGUGUUGCAUAGAGACUUGAAGCCUGAGAAUUUCUUGCUCUCUAGCAAAGAUGAGAAGGCUUUGAUCAAGGCUACUGACUUCGGCUUGUCUGUCUUUAUUGAAGAGGGAAAAGUAUAUAGAGAUAUUGUUGGGAGUGCAUAUUAUGUUGCUCCUGAAGUCUUACGUCGCAGAUAUGGGAAAGAAGUUGAUAUAUGGAGUGCUGGAAUCAUAUUAUACAUUCUACUCAGUGGUGUGCCCCCGUUUUGGGCUGAAACCGAGAAAGGGAUAUUUGAUGCUAUACUGGAAGGCCAUAUCGACUUUGAAAGCCAACCGUGGCCGUCAAUCUCCAGUAGUGCCAAAGAUUUGGUGCGUAGAAUGUUGACUGCGGAUCCAAAAAGGCGGAUUUCUGCUGCUGAUGUUCUUCAGCAUCCAUGGCUUAGAGAAGGUGGAGAAGCAUCGGACAAGCCGAUUGACAGCGCUGUUCUCUCAAGGAUGAAGCAAUUCAGAGCAAUGAAUAAGCUAAAGAAACUUGCUCUAAAGGUCAUAGCGGAGAAUAUUAACACAGAAGAAAUCCAAGGAUUGAAGGCAAUGUUUGCUAAUAUAGACACAGACAACAGUGGCACAAUCACGUAUGAAGAACUGAAAGAAGGUUUAGCCAAAUUGGGAUCUAAACUCACAGAAGCAGAAGUGAAGCAGCUCAUGGAUGCUGCUGAUGUUGAUGGAAACGGGUCGAUCGACUACAUCGAGUUUAUCACUGCAACAAUGCAUAGGCACAGGCUUGAAAGCAAUGAGAAUCUUUACAAAGCUUUCCAGCAUUUUGACAAAGACAGCAGCGGAUACAUAACAAUAGACGAGCUGGAAGUCGCAUUGAAGGAAUAUGGAAUGGGAGAUGAUGAAACAAUCAAAGAAGUUCUCUCAGAUGUCGACUCUGAUAACGAUGGUAGAAUCAACUAUGAAGAGUUCUGCGCGAUGAUGAGAAGUGGAAAUCCGCAACAACCGAAACUGUUCUAGGGGACUUUACUCCUGGACUAAAAGUCUUUUUGUUUGUUUUCGAGAUGAAGAGGAGAGACAGAAAAACCUUUGGGGACGUAUUGUAUCUAAUCUAGAAAGACAGGAGCUGUAUUAAUGUUUGUUCAGACAAAAACCACGUAAGAGGAAGAUACUCAAAACUCUGAUUGCUUGUGUUUUGUAUUUUUUUUUUGUUUUCUUUUCUUCUUCUGUUUUGUCCUUUGUGUUUGUACCAAGGCUGUUGUGAUAUAAGAGAAAGAGAAGGAUUUCAUAUUUUUUCAAGUU